AUGGUAUCAAGUAGAUAUUCAACAUAUUUACAAGAGAAAGAACAAGGAAAUAUCUGUAAACAUAUAGAAUAUACACAAUCAGAUAGAAAAUCAUAUGGGAAUAUAAUACCAUCAGAAGUUAAAUCACUUGGGUAUAAAUGUUUUAAAUAUUGUUCAUCAUUAACAACAAUUAAUAUACCAUCAUCAAUUAAUGAAUUAGGAAGUUGGUGUUUUAGAGAAUGUUCAUCAUUAAAAUCAAUUAAUAUUCCAUCAUCAAUUAGUGAAUUAGGAAAUGGAUGUUUUAAUGGAUGUACAUCACUAAAAUCAAUUAAUAUACCAUCACCAAUUAGUGAAAUAGGAGAAGAUUGUUUUUAUUUAUGUCCAUCAUUAACAUCAAUUAAUAUACCAUCAUCAAUUACUUCAUUUGGAGAUGGUUGUUUUUAUGGAUGUGGAUGUGAAAAAGAAUUAAUGAAAAAUAAAAGAAUACCAAGAGAUUGUUUUAACAAAUGGUGA
Molecule: messenger RNA, 492 nt
Organism: Entamoeba dispar SAW760
Lineage: Eukaryota; Evosea; Mastigamoebida; Endamoebidae
Exons: 1
Coding region: 1-492 (163 amino acids)
Source: RefSeq, a predicted model, not a curated record